Topomyia yanbarensis is the source of this 2792-nucleotide messenger RNA. It is a transcript of the gene Men, whose product is annotated as NADP-dependent malic enzyme. NCBI's taxonomy places the organism in Eukaryota, Metazoa, Arthropoda, Insecta, Diptera, Culicidae. The transcript has 5 exons. Gene Ontology annotation, biological process: pyruvate metabolic process; malate metabolic process. Gene Ontology annotation, molecular function: malate dehydrogenase (decarboxylating) (NAD+) activity; NAD binding; malate dehydrogenase (decarboxylating) (NADP+) activity. The record is from RefSeq and is a predicted model, not a curated record. Gene Ontology annotation, cellular component: mitochondrion. Bases 323 to 2305 code for a protein of 660 amino acids.
CUCAGUCUGUCGUGAACUCGUGCCGCGCGUGUUUGUUUCAAUAUCGACUUCUGUUGUUGGCUUUUACCUACGCAGUAACCAAACAGGUACAACCCCAACGCUCGUGUACUGUGCUGUGAAUGAUCGUAAACCAAACGAAGCAGUAUCGUUCCAGCAGGUGACCGGUAGUGAAGUGAUUAUUUUCCAACCAGCCAUCAGCAAAGACUAGCAAGUUAUUUCAAGUGGAACUAAGUAAUCAGCGGAUAUUAUCGCUAGACGUCGUCGCAGCAACCCGAUCUGUUAUUCCAGCACAGUAACAGCAACAGUGACAGUAACGACAACCAUGGGCAACGCAUGCUCGAACAACUCCAAAAUGCAGUCGCCGCUACCCGGUGGUAGAUACCAACCUGAGAACGCCAGCGGGAAAACACACACCACAGCAGGCUGCAUGACCAACGGCAUUGGCAGCCUGAGCACCAGCGCCUCCCGUAAUGCAACAGCGGCAGCCGCAGCAGUCUGUAGUGAGCUGUCAAACGGAAAAGAAGCACUCCAGAGCAAAGCGGCUCUAGCAGGUAGUUCCAUCUUUAACAUCAGCACCAACAUGAGUGAACCGAGUCGUGAUCGUCUCGGCCAGUGGCCAGCGGAAUCCGAUGGUGAAGUUGCCGGUGGAGUACCCGGAUUCUCCCGGCUGCGCAACGGACGGUUUAACAAGGGUCUCGCAUUCACCAUCGAGGAACGCCAAGCGUUGGGCAUCCACGGUCUUCUCCCGGCGAUCGUUCGUUCCGAGGAGGAGCAGGUUAAGCACAGCCUGACCCUGCUGAAUCGCUACGAGAACGAUCUGGACAAGUACAUCUAUCUGGUCGGACUGAUGGAUCGUAACGAGCGUCUGUUCUAUCGAGUUUUGGCAUCGGAUAUCGGUAACAUGAUGCCCCUGGUUUACACGCCGACUGUGGGACUGGCCUGCCAAAAAUAUAGCAUGAUCUUUCAGCAACCGAAGGGCAUGUACAUCACGAUCAACGAUAAAGGACACGUGUACGAUGUGUUGAAGAAUUGGCCCGAGACGGAUGUGCGCGCUAUCGUCGUCACCGAUGGUGAGCGUAUUUUGGGUCUGGGAGAUUUGGGUGCCAACGGAAUGGGUAUUCCCGUCGGUAAGCUUGCCCUUUACACGGCUCUGGCAGGAAUCAAGCCUCACCAGUGCUUACCGAUCACAUUGGAUGUGGGAACGAACACGCAAAGUAUUCUGGAUGAUCCGCUGUACGUUGGUCUUCGGCAUAAACGUGUCACCGGGGAAAGGUAUGAUGAGUUCAUCGAAGAAUUCAUGCAAGCUGCCGUUCGUCGUUUUGGCCGCAACUGUCUGAUUCAGUUCGAGGACUUUGCUAACGCAAACGCUUUCCGCUUCCUGGACAAAUAUCGUGACCACUAUUGUACCUUCAACGACGACAUCCAGGGAACGGCUUCGGUGGCCGUCGCUGGUCUGCUGGCUUCGCUGCGUGUAACCAAGACCAAACUUAGUGAAAACAAGAUCUUGUUCCAGGGAGCCGGCGAAGCUGCUCUUGGAAUUGCCGAACUGUGCAUGAUGGCCAUGUGUAAGGAUGGCUUAAGCGUAGAGGAAGCACGAAAACGGAUUUGGUUGGUUGACAGUAAAGGUCUGAUCGUGAAGGAUCGCCCCAAGGGUGGCAUCUCCGGCCACAAACACCACUAUGCUCACGAGCACGCUCCUGUUGACACUUUGACGGAAGCUGUCAAAGUGUUGAAACCGACCGUCAUCAUCGGUGCAGCUGCGAUUGCGGGUGCUUUCACUCCGGAAAUUCUUAGCACCAUGGCCGAAAUCAACGAACGCCCGAUCAUCUUUGCCCUGUCCAACCCGACCAGCAAAGCGGAAUGUACCGCCGAACAGGCAUACCAGCACACCGAUGGUCGGUGUGUUUUUGCCUCCGGAUCUCCCUUCGCCCCUGUCACCUACAAGGGUCGUACGUAUUACCCGGGACAGGGUAACAACUCGUACAUUUUCCCCGGUGUUGCUCUCGGAGUAAUCUGUGCCGGAGCAGCCACCAUCCCGGAGGAUAUUUUUCUCAUCUCGGCUCAAAGACUGGCGGAUAUUGUCACCGAAGGUGACCUCGAGCGGGGAAGUCUCUACCCACCACUGGAAGCGAUCCAGGACUGCUCGAUUAAAAUUGCCGUCCGCGUAAUGGAGUACGCGUACGAAAAUGGGCUGGCCUGCACCAAGCCGGAACCAAGCGAAAAGGAAGCGUUCGUGCGUUCGCAAAUGUACGAUCUGGACUAUAAGUCGGCCCUGCCUGCGAUCUACCCGUGGCCCAAGCUGUAGAUAGAAUGAAGUUUCAGCUACGUUGUCGUUCCGUUUCUUGCAUCUUUAUUUCGUAUUUUGUAUUUUGCAUAGCAAAAAGAUUUCAAACACGGGUGCCAACUGUGAGCUAAAUCGAAUUAUUUUAGAACAUUGAAAGAGGAGGGAGGAGAUGUUUUGUAUAUUAUUUUAAAGCGUAGGUUAACUUAGGUGAAAUGAUUUCUGUCAAUACAAGCAUCGCGCUGUUCAUCUUUUGUUCCCCAAUUACACUGUAUUAUAUUAAUGAUCAUCCUUGUUUUGUCUGCAGUAAUUUACAAGAAAAAAAAAGAAUCAUGCUUAUCUGUGUACUCUUGCAGCACUCUCAUAAAACCUACAAGAGAAUUCUUUCUAAUUCGUAAUUUAUUCGAACCAACAUAAUUCAUAAGAAAAUAAAACGCAGUAAGAUGUAUGAUCAACCAUUGGCUGAUAUAUGGUACUACAAAUAAAUGUGUAAGUGGCUAUCACAUUGGUA